This is a messenger RNA of Theobroma cacao (cacao), 2320 nucleotides long. RefSeq names its product acyl-coenzyme A oxidase 3, peroxisomal-like. Gene Ontology annotation, biological process: lipid homeostasis; fatty acid beta-oxidation using acyl-CoA oxidase. The record is from RefSeq and is a predicted model, not a curated record. Gene Ontology annotation, cellular component: peroxisome. Gene Ontology annotation, molecular function: fatty acid binding; acyl-CoA oxidase activity; FAD binding. NCBI's taxonomy places the organism in Eukaryota, Viridiplantae, Streptophyta, Magnoliopsida, Malvales, Malvaceae.
AAAUUCUUCAACGAUCAUCUUUGUAUUCAUAUUAUUCUUCUUCAAUUUUCUCUGCAAAUCCCAAAACAGAAAGAAAAAAAAAACGAAGAAGAACACCCAAGUUUUUCAAUGGAUAGAGCUUUCCAAAGAACCAAAAUCCUAACCAAUCACCUCCUCCAAUCCUCUCCUUCUUCGCCCGCCCAAAUCCCUUCUCUUUCUUCAAACGCAUGCUUAGACUACUCUCCGCCCGAACUUUCCGAAGGUUACGCAUUUGACAUCAAGGAGAUGCGGCAGCUCCUCGACGGGCACCACGUGGCUGACCGCGAUUGGCUAUUCGGGAUGAUGAUGCAGAGCAAAUUGUUCAACCCGAGAGUGAGGGGAGGGAAGGUGUUCGUGUCGCCGGACUAUAACCAGUCGAUGGAGCAGCAGCGGGAGAUGACGUGGAAGCGCAUCGUGUAUUUGUUGGAGAGAGGAGUUUUUAAAGGGUGGUUAACGGAGAAAGGAGAAGAGGCUGAGAUGAGGAAGUUUGCUUACUUUGAAGCCUUGGGUCUCUUCGAUCAUUCCAUUGCGAUUAAGCUCGGAGUUCACUUCUUCUUGUGGGGUGGUGCCAUCCAAUUUUUCGGUACAAAGCACCACCAUGACAAGUGGCUGAGGGACACUGAAAAUUAUUUGAUCAAGGGUUGCUUUGCAAUGACUGAGUUGGGGCAUGGAAGUAAUGUUCGUGGCAUUGAAACAGUAACCACAUAUGAUUCAAACACAGGGGAGUUUGUCAUUAAUACUCCUUGUGAAUCAGCUCAGAAGUAUUGGAUUGGUGGGGCAGCCAACCAUGCAACACAUACAAUUGUGUUUUCACAGCUAAAUAUCAAUGGAACCAAUCAAGGUGUUCAUGCAUUUAUAGCCCAAAUCAGGGAUGCUGUUGGUAAUGUAUGCCCAAACAUUCGCAUUGCUGAUUGUGGUCAUAAAAUUGGUUUAAAUGGUGUUGAUAACGGUCGAAUCUGGUUUGACAAUGUUAGAGUGCCCAGAGAGAACUUGUUAAAUUCAGUUGCUGAUGUGUCAGCUGAUGGAAAAUAUCUAAGUUCAAUAAAAGAUCCAGAUCAGAGGUUUGCUGCAUUCCUGGCCCCGUUGACAGCAGGUCGUGUUAAUAUUGCAGUUAGUGCAGUUUACCAAUCAAAGGUUGGCUUAGCAAUUGCCAUUAGGUAUGCAUUAACAAGGCGGGCUUUUUCUGUCAAACCAAAUGAACCUGAGGUCUUAUUGCUUGAUUACCCAAGUCAUCAACGACGACUUGUGCCUCUCCUUGCAAAGACCUAUGCUAUGAGUUUUGCAGCAAAUUACUUGAAAAUGUUGUAUGUGAAGAGGACACCUCAGUCAAACAAAACCAUUCAUGUAGUUUCAAGUUCAUUCAAGGCUGUUUUUACAUGGAAUAACAUGCAAAUACUUCAGGAAUGUCGUGAAGCUUGUGGAGGACAAGGAUUAAAGACUGAGAAUCGUGUUGGUCAUCUUAAAGGUGAACAUGAUGUGCAAUCCACUUUUGAGGGGGACAAUAAUAUUUUGAUGCAGCAGGUCAGCAAGGCUCUUUUUGCUGAAUAUGUUGCAGCUCAGAAGAAAAACAAGGCUUUCAAGGGUCUGGGCUUAGAACACAUGAAUAAACCCUGUCCUGUCAUUCCAUCACAGCUUACUAGUGCUACCCUCAGAUGCAGCCAAUUCCAGAUGGAUGCCUUGUGCUUAAGGGAGAGAGAUCUUUUGAAAUGUUUUGUCCUGGAUGUCUCACAACAUCAAGCCAAGGGAGAAAGUAAAGAGCAUGCUUUCAUUAUGAGUUAUCAGCUAGCAGAGGAUUUGAGCAGAGCUUUCUCAGAUCGAGCAAUAUUCCAAAAGUUUGUUGAGGCAGAAGCAACUCUAGCUGCCGGUUCGUUGAAGGAUGUCCUAGGUAUGUUGAGAUCAUUGUAUGCCUUAAUUUGUAUUGAAGAUGUUGCAUUUCUCCGAUAUGGGUACCUGUCAGUGGACAAUGCUGCUGCUGUGAGGAGAGAAAUAACAAAAGUCUGCAGUGAACUUCGACCACAUGCGCUUGCUUUAGUCAGUUCCUUUGGCAUUCCUGAUGCUUUUCUGAGCCCUGUAGCUUUCAACUGGAUUGAUGCAAAUUCUUGGUCUUCGGUUCAGCACUGAUAGGAUGUUACACUUGCUUCUAUUAAAUUUUACUUAAACCAGAAGGCCUACUCAUUGCUAGCCACUCUUUUUAAGUCUUUUUAAUAAGAGAGCCUUCAUUGUUAUAGCGAGAGAAACCGUCUGUAAACUGUUUAUUAUAUUAAUAAAUUUAAUAAAUUUUAAAAAAAAAAUGCAUAGAAAA